AUUUAUCCCCAAGGGAGGCAGUUAUUUUAGAUUUUACUAAGAAGUCAGCAAACAUUUUUCAACAUUCCCUUCUGUCCUUUCUUUGUUUUAAAGAAAGCUCUGAUUUUGUUUCAUUUUCAGCUGGAGACUUAAAUGACACCAAGCAAAGCCUACUUAGUUUAGAUUUCCAGAAAUUGGCCGGUGAAAAAAGUCAAACAUGAAGUUUGCAGUUUUGUUUUGUUUUUUUCUGCUUAUCAUUUUUCAAACUGACUUUGGACAAAAUGAAGAAAUUCCUAGGAAGCAAAGGAGGAAGAUAUAUCACAGAAGGUUGAGGAAAAGCUCAACCUCACCCAAGCACAGAUCAAACAGACAGCUUGGAAUUCCGCAAACAACAAUUCUUACACCAGUAGCAAGAUUUCCUAUUGUUAACUUUGAUUAUAGCAUGGAGGAAAAGUUUGAAUCCUUUUCAAGUUUUCCUGGAGUAGAAUCAAGUUAUAAUGUGUUACCAGGAAAGAAGGGACACUGUUUGGUAAAGGGCAUAACCAUGUACAACAAAGCUGUGUGGUCACCUGAGCCCUGCACUACCUGCCUCUGCUCAGACGGAAGAGUGCUUUGUGAUGAAACCAUGUGCCAUCCCCAGAGAUGCCCCCAAACAGUUAUACCUGAAGGGGAAUGCUGCCCAGUCUGCUCUGCUACUGAACAAAGAGAACCUACCAAUUUACUUCAUAAGCAACUGCCACCUCCUCAGGUGGGAAUGGACCAAAUAUUAAGAAAAGAAGUACUUCAAUCUGAGGAGGAUGAAGAAAUGAAAGAAGAAGAUACAGAGCAAAAGAGACAGACCCCUGGAUCUAGAAACCAGGGGCAACUUCAUAGUGAGAGGGACAGCAGAGGAGGAGACAGAAAGCAGAGACCUGAAGAGGAGAGGAGGUUGGCACACCAGCAACAACGCCAAGGCAGGGAGGAGGAGGAGGAGGAGGAGAGUGAGGAGGGUGAGGAAGAUGAGGAGGACGAGGAGGACCCGGUAAGAGGAGAUAUGUUCCGAAUACCUUCUCGAUCCCCACUUCCUCCUCCUCCCAGAGGCGCACUGCGCCUGCCAAGCGGGUGCUCUCUGUCCUAUAGGACCAUCAGCUGCAUCAAUGCCAUGCUCACUCAGAUACCACCGCUGACAGCACCACAGAUAACAAGUCUGGAGCUUACUGGCAAUUCCAUCGCCUCUAUCCCAGAUGAAGCAUUUAAUGGAUUGCCAAAUUUGGAAAGGCUUGAUCUGAGCAAAAAUAAUAUCACUUCUUCAGGCAUAGGUUCAAAAGCAUUCAAGCUUCUGAAGAAGUUAAUGCGUUUGAAUAUGGAUGGAAAUAAUUUGGUACAGAUUCCUUCAGAAUUACCAUCUACAUUAGAAGAACUUAAAAUCAAUGAGAACAAUCUUCAGGCUAUUGAUGAAGAAAGUUUAUCAGGUAGGUGCCCCACGUUCUGUGCACUUGACAUUGUUGGAACCACCUCCUCUUCUGCUUCUCUUGAGGAAUUACAUCUAGAAAAUAACCAAAUUGAAGAAAUAACUGAAAUUUGUUUCAAUCAUACCAGAAAGAUCAAUGUCAUUGUACUACGUUAUAACAAAAUUGAAGAAAAUAGGAUUGCUCCUUUAGCCUGGAUAAAUCAAGAAAAUCUAGAAUCCAUUGAUCUCUCCUACAACAAGCUCUAUCACGUCCCCUCCUAUCUACCCAAGUCCUUGUUGCACCUUGUGCUCCUUGGGAACCAGAUUGAACGGAUCCCUGGCUAUGUGUUUGGCCACAUGGAACCAGGUCUGGAAUACUUGUACCUGUCAUUUAACAAACUUGCUGAUGAUGGCAUGGACCGUGUGUCCUUCUAUGGGGCAUAUCAUUCCCUGAGGGAAUUAUUUCUGGAUCACAAUAACUUAAAAUCGAUACCACCUGGGAUACAAGAAAUGAAAGCACUACAUUUUCUGAGGCUGAACAACAACAAGAUACGGAAUAUUCUUCCAGAACAAAUUUGCAAUGCUGAAGAAGAUGAUGACUCAAAUCUGGAACAUCUUCAUCUUGAAAACAAUUACAUCAAAAUUAGAGAAAUACCAUCUUACACAUUUUCAUGCAUAAGAUCAUAUUCAAGUAUUGUUCUUAAACCACAAAACAUCAAGUGAUUCCAAGUUUUCCUUUGCCAUUUAUAAACUUUACUCAUAUAUUUGUAGUAGCUGCAGUUGUCUUAUUUUGUCUUUAAUAAGAGAGACAUGAUCCUCCUGUUAUACUCAGUAUCAUUAUAUGCUAGUCAACCUGAUUCGCCAAUCCACAGAUGAACAACCAAAAUAUACCUAAAAGGUGUAGUCUUCUAAGAGUUUUAUUAAUAGUAAAGGUAAAAUCUCUCUGUUUCCCACCUCCAGAAAGAGGCCAUCUCACCAGAAUAGGAUAUUAUGCAUAUUGAGCUAGACCAGAAGAGUCUGGGACAAAACAAACACAUCCUUUAUAAUCAGCUUGAGUACUGGUAUUAGCUGAGAACUCUGUAAGUCCCUUUAAAAAUUAUCUAUCUUAUGGUUCAAGAUUAAGAAGCAUAAGGGCAAGAAAAAAAAAACAGGCAGAAUUUAUGAAUAGUUUUUUAGUAUUCUGUUAAAACAAUAAUUUAUUAAUUUCCUAUAAGGCCUUAUGCUACUGGUAUAAAUAUAACUAAGUAUUGGGGUAGUUUUAAUUUCUUCUAUUAAUUACUUGUGUGAAAUUAAAACACUACUAUAAUGUUAAAUUCCUGCUUUUGAAAAUUGUAUUAUGGUUAUGUACAUUGUUAACAUUAUGGGAAGCUAGCAGAAGGGUGCACAUAAAUUCUAUACUAUUUUUGAAACUUCUAUAAUUCUAAAAUUAUUUUUUAAAGUUAAAACAAUAUAUUAACAUCACCUUCACUAUUCUUCACUCAAGAUUAAAAAACUUGGAAAGCAGUAGAGUUUGCUUAAAAUACAUUAAUUAUUCUUGACUAUAACCUUGUAAAGGUAAAUCUAAUGUAUAAAUUUUUGAAAAUUUUUGCGCCACUGGUCAUAGCAUCUAUCUCCUUUGCCUUAAUUUACUGAACUAUAUCAUUUUAUUCAGUUCAAUUGAACAUAAAGUCAUGUCUUUACUAUGUAUUGGCCCUACCAAAACCAUAUAUUAAAUUUUUAUAACAUAA
Molecule: messenger RNA, 3135 nt
Organism: Cebus imitator (Panamanian white-faced capuchin)
Lineage: Eukaryota; Metazoa; Chordata; Mammalia; Primates; Cebidae
Gene: ECM2
Product: extracellular matrix protein 2
Exons: 11
Coding region: 197-2131 (644 amino acids)
Biological process (GO): positive regulation of cell-substrate adhesion; extracellular matrix organization
Cellular component (GO): extracellular matrix
Molecular function (GO): heparin binding; protein binding; collagen V binding
Source: RefSeq, a predicted model, not a curated record